UGUUCAUUGAGCUCAAAUUUAGUUACAUAGAUGAUGAGUUUCACUUGCUAGUUGGUAGUAUGAAUGGAGAGAGACCCCCACCUUUGUCAGUUUCCGGGGAGGACCGGGGGGACCUCGUAUGUAUGUAUUCGUGUUUCGUUGUUUUGUUUAUCUAUUAUUAUUAUCAGCAUUUGCUAUAGCUAUGGGAUCAAUGGUCAUUAUUCACCCAAGAUUUAUCGUUGUUAUCUUUUUAUAUGUGCAUCCUCUUUUGCUCAUCCUCCGCCAUAAUCAUCCUUUGUCUAGAGGAUUAGAUUAGUUUAAGUUAGCGUGUGAAAAUAUGGCAGCAACAGUGCUCGGGGGUGAACAAGCUAACGUCGUGGUUUCAGUCUUCAUGACGGUUUUGAUUGCGUCACUCCUCUUUGAUUCAGUAAUUGCCUUGCAUUCAACGUCAAGUGAGAGUCAAACAGUAGCAUCGAGAUUACAUCUAUCUGCUAGGAAAUUACAGUUCCAGGGAGAUCAUGAUAAAUCCAAAGACCAAAAGCCAAAGGCUAUGUUAAUAGGAUCGACGGCACCAACAUGUACCUAUAAUGAAUGCAAAGGAUGCAAAUACAGGUGCCGGGCUGAACAGAUUCCUGUUGAUGGCAAUGACCCUUUGAACAGUGCAUAUCGUUACAAAUGUAUUUGCCAUAGGUGAUUAUUGUGCCAGGAGUCAUGAGAUAUGGACCAUAUCCUAUAGCUAUAUAGACGUGUAUUAUUUCGUAUGUAUUACGUGGGGCCCACUCCUACUUUUAUUGCAGCCAGUUUGUGUGCAAGGAGUAGGAUGGAGCCCCAGACGUGGUAAGUGUUUACCAUUUGUAAGCUUCGUUUUUACUCUCCUACUAGUCUUCUUAGGUUCAAGUUCAUGUAUGUGUUAGUAGAAAAAUAGGGAUGAGCCUUUUUAGAGAAUAUAAAAUUUUGGCGACUCUUAUUAGGCUAUCUAUUUGACUUCAUUAUAGCUUGUUAAACUUCGACAUUAGAAUUUUAUUACUUUUUUAUUUGUUUA
Chenopodium quinoa (quinoa) is the source of this 1021-nucleotide messenger RNA. RefSeq lists its product as uncharacterized. The record is from RefSeq and is a predicted model, not a curated record. Gene Ontology annotation, biological process: positive regulation of stomatal complex development. The coding region runs from base 317 to 673 and encodes 118 amino acids. The transcript has 3 exons. NCBI's taxonomy places the organism in Eukaryota, Viridiplantae, Streptophyta, Magnoliopsida, Caryophyllales, Amaranthaceae.